This is a messenger RNA of Notodromas monacha, 1017 nucleotides long. The record is from the annotation of a GenBank genome assembly. Lineage: Eukaryota; Metazoa; Arthropoda; Ostracoda; Podocopida; Cyprididae.
AUGCUAGUCAAACAUAGCAGGCGGUUCUUAAAGCGCAGCUUAGAUCAUGUCCUCCGAAUAGGUUGGAGACUGGAAACGACGCGUAGACCAGUGACAGGCGACACUGUGGAAUAUCUGAGACUCGUCACCCUAGACCCUGACGGUGUGACGAACGACUACAGUGUUUUCUACAGUGAAAGCUACUCUGUGCCAGUGUUGUAUUUAUCGCGUUACAGUGAUUCUGGUGAGCUCGUCGCACCUUCCGGUUGUGAAGACUGUUUGACCCCGACUGACCAUCCGAUAUCCGGUGCGCCGGUUUUGUUUUUCCAUCCGUGCCGCACGAGUGAAUGGGCGGUUCUCACGCCGAAGUCGGAUGCGGGAUUGAAGUAUAUUCCUUCGUGGAUGAGUUGGCCGUUCGCAAGAUUCCUUGGGAUUCAGGAACCUGCUUCGACCUUGUUCUCGAUGCUCAACGGAAUUGCUCAUGUGUUCGGAUUGUCAGCCUUGUUGAGACAAGUUAAAAGUGAGGCGCCGUUUAGAGGCUGGUGGAUUGCAAAUGGAUUGAUCAUGAUUCUAUGUUGGGUCUUCUCGACCAUAUUUCACACCCGUGAUACGCCAUUUACGGAAAAGCUGGAUUACGCAGGGGGAAUGAUUGCGAACGUGGCUGCGCUUACGGCCGUCACGGUUCGUCUUGUGGGCAUUGAGAGACUUACUAGAACGGGAACCAUGAUCAUGCUUGGUGCUGGAUGUUCAUUCGUUUACCGUCACCUGAAGUUUCUAUUUGGUGUGAGCUUUGAUUAUGGAUAUAAUAUGAAGGUCCAUCUUGCCAUUGGCGGAUUUCAUGUGAUUGGAUGGUUGUGCUGGGCGUUUCUGAAUCGUAGUACUUGUCCUUACGCUUGGAAAGGCGCCGCAGUUAAUUUUCUCAUGGCUGCAACCAUGGCUCUCGAGCUGCUGGACUUUCCACCCUUUCUGUGGACGCUUGACGCCCAUGCGCUGUGGCAUUUAUCUACAAUCCCUCUGAUUCCUCUGUGGUAUUCGUGA